AUGAAGACCCCAAAGGUUGAGAUUCUAGAGUACUCUGAUUGCAAGAAGGCCGCUCGUACGCUGUACGAGUCCUUCGAUAAUGACGAUGUCGCAAAAUUUGUUUCGCGUCACUUGGAAGAUAAUCCUGAACUAAAGAAACAGUGUGACUUGCUCAUGUACGAGGCUUACAUCCACUCCCACAUUCUCAAAGGACUCGUUGUCGGCAUUAAAGGUGACGAUCACGAAGAAUCUGACAGCUUCGAGACGGUUGCCGUUUUCACCCACCCAAAUUCGGGAGAGUUGGACGACUACCUGACGCUUGUCAGAUCCGGAUUUGCUAGAUUGGCAUGGAUGACAGGCGCUGAGGGCCGUCAGAGAAUCUUUGGCACGAUGUUCAAAGUGUUGCACGAGAACUUUGAAAACAUCAUGUCCGUUGAUCCUGACGGAGAAAACACAUGGACUCUUGUGUAUCUUGGAUCUACCCCAAAGGCCCGUGGUAAGGGUAAUGUUCGCGCGCUCAUGGAUUAUAUGUUCACCAAUCAUAUCGACCCAGCCAAUAGCAUAACGUAUUUGGAAAGCAGUGCCAUCAAGAAUCUGCCAAUCUAUUCCCGUUUCGACUUUGUGCCAGUGGCUGAUAUUUGGCUUGGUGAUAAGAAUGACAAGAAUGACAGUGCCAGAAUGGACGUCAUGGUUAGAGGCCCUCAGGGCAAGCCAUGGAAGUUCAUUGAUGAGACUCGCGAAAGAACAGGUUACGUUGUGCCUUCCGUUUAG
Messenger RNA from Ogataea philodendri, 750 nucleotides. RefSeq lists its product as uncharacterized. The coding region runs from base 1 to 750 and encodes 249 amino acids. The record is from RefSeq and is a predicted model, not a curated record. NCBI's taxonomy places the organism in Eukaryota, Fungi, Ascomycota, Pichiomycetes, Pichiales, Pichiaceae. The transcript has a single exon.